UGACUCUGAAGAAGCAUUUGAGACCCCGGAGUCCACUACACCGGUAAAGGCACCACCUUCACCUCCGCAGCCACCCCCCGAAGCGGCGGCAGCAGCAGCAGCAGCAGUUGUAGCAGAUAUAGCAGAACAAGAAAUAAAACCCCAGCUGCCCUUGGAAGACACAGGAUUAUGUUCAGAAACUGUACCCGUAACUGAUGUGUCACACAGUGAAUCAGUUGAAGAAAGCCCUUUCCGUCCCCCUUCCCAUUCUUUUUCCACCGUCUUUGAUGAGGACAAGCCAAUAGCCAGCAGUGGAACUUACAACUUGGACUUUGAUAACAUUGAGUUGGUUGAUUCUCUCCAUGCCUUAGGACCAAGCUCUCCAGAAUCGAAGAAUCGUGAUCCCAAAGCGAAUGUUCGAAGAAAAUCUACCGAUUCAGUCCCAGUUUCCAAAUCUACAUUGUCUCGCUCUCUUAGCUUGCAAGCAAGUGAUUUUGAUGGAGCAUCUUAUCUUGGCAAUAGUGAGACAUUAGCACCGGCAGCAGAUGUGUACAGUACUGGUUCAAGUAGUGCUUCUAGUACCCUUAAGAGAACAAAGAAAUCCAGACCAGCUUCCUUAAAAAAGAAGCAGUCAGCCAAAAAAUCUCUGGAUGCUCCACCGGUGAAGGAAACACCACAAGAACCGUCUGACCUUGGCCAAGCAGCUUGUGCCCCAGGUGAGGAUAAACCAGUAUCAGAAGCAAAGGCUGAUUCAGUAAAGCCUGAAUGUACUGAACCUUCUAAAAUCUCUGCUGAGAAACAGGAGGCCCCGCCUGUGCCUGAAGGAUCCUACCCUUUGGAUCCAGACAGUUUUGAAGGGAUUAGUGCAUUUAGCACUGAAGGCAGCAAGGUACAAAACUCUCCCCCUGCCAAUAAGAAAACACUACCUCUUACAACGGCACCAGAGGCUGUGGAGGUGACUCCGCCUGACACUGGGGGUCAAGAAGACCCUCCGGUCAAAGGCAUUGCGGUGAGGCUGGAGUUUGAUUAUUCCGAAGAAAAGGGGGUGAGUGAAGACCAGCAGGAGAGUACUUCUCCUCCCAAAAAAGCAGGUAAAAAGCCUGGUGCUAAAAUGCCACUACGGAGGCCAAAGACUAAAAAGUCCGUGGAAAAGCUUGACAAUGCUCCAACCACACCGACCAAGUCACCCACUGAUCCAAACGAAAUCCCUAUCACAAAAGGCUCUUACACUUUUGAUAUUGACAAGUGGGAUGAUCCCAAUUUUAACCCGUUCUCAUCUAGUACAAAAAUGCAAGAAUCGCCGAAACUGCCUCAACAAACGUACAGUUUUGAGCCAGACAUGUGUGAGGACUCUAUUGACCCUUUCAAGACUUCUUCUAAGAUAGCCAGCUCACCCUCUAAAUCUCCAGCUUCCUUUGAGAUACCAGCCACUGCCAAUGAAACAAAUGGAACUGAAGGAGACAACUUGAAUAAACCUGCAAAAAAGAAGAAGACGCCACUAAAAACUGAUACAUUUAGGGUGAAAAAAUCACCAAAAAGAUCCCCACUAUCUGAUCCUCCUUCUCAGGAUCCCACUCCACUGCCUACUCCAGAAACACCUCCCGUCAUAUCCACGGUGGUUCAUGCGACAGAUGAGGAGAAACUGGCAUCUUCGGUGACCAGUCAGAAAUGGACCUGCAUGACUGUGGACCUGAACACGGAUAAACAGGAUUACCCGCAACCAUCUGAUCUGUCUACAUUUGUAAAUGAGACUAAAUUCAGCUCUCCUACAGAGGAAUUGGAAUAUGGCAACUCAUAUGAAAUAGAAUAUAUGGAGAAAAUAGGCUCCUCUGUGCCUCAGGAUGAUAGCACCCCGAAGAAACAAUCUUUAUACCUAAUGUUUGAUGCACAGCAUGAGAGCCCAGUCAAAUCACCUCCCAUGAGACUCUCUGAUUCCACAACACCAUGCUCAGGGUCAAGUUUUGAAGACCCUGAAACCCAGCAAUCCUCUGGAAUGAAAAUACAACAUCCGGCUGCCCGAGUCCUAGCUGCCAGCCAAGAGGCACACUUACAGUCACCUGACAAAUCAAAGCAGAAAGACCUAGAGCCCAUGACCCUAGGAACAACUCCAGAGGCUAUUGAAAUAAGAGAACCUGCUAUCCCAGCAGAUGUUUCCAUCUCUAAAAGUGCACUGUACUCCCGGAUCGGCACCUCGGAUGCAGAAAGCACCACGGGUCUUCUCUACCCCCAGCAAGACUUAGACUCUGCACUACGACUCGCCAGAGCAGAGAUUGUGGCCAAGGAAAGAGAAGUAUCUGAGUGGAAAGAGAAAUAUGAAGAAAGCAGAAGGGAAGUGAUGGAAAUGAGGAAAAUAGUUUCAGAAUAUGAGAAGACGAUUGCUCAGAUGAUAGAGGAUGAACAGAGAGAGAAAUCUGUCUCCCAUCACACUGUUCAGCAGCUGAUAGUGGAGAAGGAACAAGCUUUGGCAGAUCUGAACUCAGUGGAGAAAUCGCUGGCAGAUCUUUUCAGGAGAUAUGAAAAAAUGAAAGAAGUAUUGGAGGGGUUUCGGAAGAAUGAAGAAGUGUUAAAGAAAUGUGCACAGGAAUAUUUAUCACGAGUGAAGAAAGAAGAGCAGAGGUAUCAAGCACUCAAAAUUCACGCUGAGGAAAAACUGGACAGAGCCAAUGCUGAAAUUGCACAAGUGAGAGGCAAGGCUCAGCAAGAGCAAGCAGCGUAUCAGGCCAGCCUUCGUAAAGAGCAGCUGAAAGUGGACGCAUUGGAAAGAACACUGGAACAAAAGAAUAAAGAGAUAGAAGAAUUAACAAAGAUUUGUGAUGAACUGAUUGCCAAAAUGGGGAAAAGCUAACUUUUAACCAAAUUUCUGGACUUCGAUAUUGAGUGCAAUAUGACCAUUGGCACACUGAUGUCCAUACAUUUAUGUGGACAGGUUAUAUUUUCACUUUUUCGUAUGCACUACUGUAUUUUCUUUCUAAAUAAAGUUGAUUUAAUUGUAUGCAGUACUAAGAUGACUAUCAGAAUUUCUUGCUAUUGUUUGCAUUUUCAUAGUAUAAUUCAUAGCAAGUUGAUCUCAAAGUUCCUGUAUCAGGGAGAUUGUCAAAUUCUCUAAGAAAUUACAAAUUGCUGAUCCUAGCCUUCCCUUUGUACAUGAGUUCCCAUGUUGGAUGUCUUUUGGAUUUAAUAUAAACAUGUAUUACUUGCAUGGGGACUCUUGCCUUAAGGAGUGUAAACUUUAUCUGCAUUUGCUGAUUUGUAAAAUAAAAUGAAAAAUGAAAAAAAAUGAAAAUGCAUGUCACUUAAAUGAAAUCCUCUAUUGUAAAUAAAUUUUUUCGUUGAAAGUUGA
Messenger RNA from Nipponia nippon (crested ibis), 3319 nucleotides. RefSeq names its product transforming acidic coiled-coil containing protein 2 (gene TACC2). The record is from RefSeq and is a predicted model, not a curated record. Lineage: Eukaryota; Metazoa; Chordata; Aves; Pelecaniformes; Threskiornithidae. Gene Ontology annotation, biological process: mitotic spindle organization; nuclear migration; cerebral cortex development. Gene Ontology annotation, cellular component: cytoplasm.